This is a messenger RNA of Plasmodium gallinaceum, 4842 nucleotides long. Its product is annotated as conserved Plasmodium membrane protein, unknown function. Lineage: Eukaryota; Apicomplexa; Aconoidasida; Haemosporida; Plasmodiidae. The transcript has 3 exons. The record is from RefSeq and is a predicted model, not a curated record. Bases 1 to 4842 code for a protein of 1613 amino acids.
AUGACACGAACACGCAUUGUAUUUGAAAGAGUAAUUUUUAUAAUAAUUUUUAUAGGUAUAUGUUACUUUUUCUUUGAUUUUAUGACUGUGUAUGAAGAUUCUAUUCGUUAUUUGAGUUUUCUUUUACUUAUUAUUAUUUAUAUAACCUCAUAUACAUUAGCAGUUUUACCAGAUAUUGCUAAUUCAAUUAAUUAUUUUUUGUUUUAUAAAAUAAGAAAAAGAAAGAUAUAUGCAAAUUCUUUGAAUGAAUCUUUAAAUUCUAAAGGAAAAGUUAAUGAAAGUAGUUUAAAAAUUGAUGAUAUCAUUGAUACUUGUUUUUUGUAUAUAAAUCAAGAAUUUAUUCAAAAAGAAAGUUUUAAAAAAAGAAGAGAAAAAAACUAUUAUGUAAAUGAUGAAAAUUAUAAAAAAGACAUUGAUAUAAAUAAAUAUAAUGAUAUUUUGCAAAUUAAACAAAAGAAAUUAAAGAAUAACAAAAAUAAUAUAAAUAACUAUAUAUUAAGAAAAAGUGGGAAAUACAAAAAAUAUAUCAUAGAUAGUUCAGAGAAAUUUGAAAAAACUUUUUUUAAUGAACAAAGAAAGACCAUAAAAAUAAAAGAUAGUAUUAAAAAUUAUAUAGAAUUGAAAAAUUCAAAGAAAAGAGAGAAAAAAAAGGAGGAUGAAUUAUUAAAAUAUAGUAGAGAUAAUUAUAGGAACAAUUAUAAAAUAUUUAAUGAGAAAGAAUACAUAUAUAGAACGAUCGAACAUUCUCUAUAUAAUGAGAUAUAUUUUGAGGGGAACAGUGAUAAAAGUUUAGAAGAAGAUAUUCAUUUUAUAAAUAAAAAAAGAAACAUAUGUUUUAAUUUUAAAAAUAUAUUAUGCAAAAAUAAGGGAAUGAACAAAAAAAAAUCUAGUUAUUACAUAAACACAUAUUCAAAUAUAAACUGCUAUAAAUUAGAUAGCUUUUAUGAUAGAAAUAAGCAAAUUUUAAAAGAUCCCAAUUUCUCAAAAUGGAGUAAUUACUUUUUUAAAUUUAUAAUAAAUGCAAAAUUAGUAUGUAGAAAGUUUUGUAAAAAUACCUCUUUUUUAAUUGCAGACAUUAUUAUAACCUUAUUAUUAAAUAUUGUUUGGUUAAAUGUUCAUAAAUUUUUACAUAGAAAUAAUGAUGAAUUAGACAGAGGUAUGUUUAAUUGGAAUACAGACAAUAUACCAAAAAUAUAUAACAAAAUAGAAGGAUAUUUACAAUAUUUAAUUUUAUAUGAUAUGUGUAUAAAAUUAUUUCUUUUUUUUUCAGCUAAUCAUAUAUUAAAUUUUUGGUUUUUAUUAAAUUUAAUGAAUACUCCCAUUUUUUAUAUAGUUGUUUCUUUUUCAACCAAAAUAAAAUACAAAAAAUUUAAUUGGCUCUAUUUAUCUUGUCCUUUCCGAUUUCUUAAUUUUCUCAGAAUAGAAUAUUUAUUUGGUGAAUUUAAUAAUUACAAUAAAUUAAACUUUCCUUUGAUUAAAUUAUCAAUCCAAAUAUUUGUUAUGAUUUACACCUAUGCAUGUAUAAAUUUUUUAAUUGAACAACCAUGCAAAGGUAAAUAUGAAUUAUAUGAUUAUGUUUUUUCUGGAAUGCAAACAGUAACAACAGCUGCAUUAGGAAAAGGAACGUGUUUUCCUUUUUCACAUAAAGGAAAAUUUGCUCAUGUUUUUUAUAUAUUUGUGACUUUUACAUAUAUACAUUAUAAAAUUAGAUACCUGAAAAAUUAUAUUGUAGAGGAAAAAAAAAUAUAUGGAAAAAUGCCUCAUAUUAGUUCAAAUUAUUUUGUUAUAAUAGGACAUAUUAAACCGAUAGCUUUAUUUGUGAUUAUAAGUGAAUUACAGUCUAAUUAUAAUAAUCUUGAUGAAAUUAUUAUUUUAACUAGUUUACCUAUAAAAUUUUACGUAAAUAUAAUUCGUCUAUUAAACAAAAAAAGUGUAUGUCAAGUAAGCUUAUGUUUAUAUGAUUUAAAUAAACCAUUACCUAUAAAAAUCAAAAAAAUUAUAUCAUAUAGUAGUGGUGUUUUUAUAUGCAAUAAUAUUAUUAAUACUCAUCAUAAUAUUAGCAAUGAUAUGGAAACAUUAAAAAGAUACAAUGAAAUAUCUUCAUUAGGAACCUUUAGCAAAAAUGUUUCUGUUUUUCUGAAUAAUAUGUAUAACAAUAACAUUUUAUUAAAAAGGAAUAGUAAACAUAUAAUAUGUUUAAAUAAUUUAAAAAUGAAAUUAUUUGCAAAAACUAUAGACAAUUGUCAUGGAAUGUUUUUAUUAGUAUUAUUAUUUUUUAUCAACAUUCCUCAAAAAUUAGAAUUUAAGCAUUCAUAUGUAUUAAAUCAUGUUUUUGAUCAACUAAAGAAAAGUUCUAAAAAAAGUUCUCACAAAAAACAGUAUAAGAAAAAAAAAAACUACUUUAACUUAAGAUAUUUACAAAAUUUUCAUUCAAAGCAUUUUUUUCGUGAACAGAAUUGCAACAAAAAGAAAAAAUCCUCAUCUUCAAAAGUUAAUACAACUGUAACUACUCAUAGAAAUAAUAAUAAUAAUAAUAAUAAUAAUAAUAAUAAUAAUAAUAAUAAUAAUAAUAAUAAUAAUAAUAUUAAUAAUAAUAAUAAUGUUUAUAAAUUUAAUAUUCUAAGAAAUUAUGAAAAUGAUUUAACGAAUACAAAAAAUAAGCAAAGAAAAAAAAAAGACAAAUUUUCUGCAAAAAAAAAAAAAAAAAGUAAUAAGAGUAUUCAAAAAAUGUUAUUAACUCAUAAAAAAAGAAAAAAAAUUAAAAUUUUUCCUUUAUUUAUUAAAAAAAAAACAAAAAAGUCUUUAAAUAAAAAUUUUUCAUUUCAUGAAGAUGAUGAUUAUUCAUAUUUUAAUUCUUAUAAUAACUAUUUAAAUUAUAUAAAAGGUAUAAGAUAUAACAUUUAUAAAGUUAAAUUACCAUCCUUUUUUUUUAAUAUUCAUUUUAUUACAAUUGUUCAAUAUAUGUACUUAAAUUAUAAUGCUUUUGUAAUAGGAAUAAUAGAUGAAUUUGAUGAAAUAAAAUUAAAUCCAAUCAAUUUUUAUUAUACUUCAGAUAAUAUAGAGUUUAUUAUAUUAAGUGAUGAUUUUAACAUAUUACAUGAGAUUUCAAAAAAUAAAAAAAUUGAACUAGAUUGGUUAAAUAAGAUAGAUUGUGUAAAAAUUAAGAAAAAAAAUAAUAAUAAAGUUUUCCAUGAAAAUGAAGAAAAUAAUAGCAAUAAUAAUAAUCAUGAAUUUAAUAAAUUGAAAAAUGAAAAUAUAUAUUUUAACCCUGUUUUAAAUAUAUAUAGAGUAGAUAACUAUUUGCAAGCUUACGAGAUUUUUAAUUUAAAAAAUGAAAAUAAUUGUUCUCGUAAUAAUAUAAAUAAAUUAAAUUCUGCAUCAGAUGGAAUAUCUUCUAAUAAGGAAAACAGAAAAUAUAGUAAAUUUAUUUGUAAUGAUAAAGGUUUUAUGAAUAAGAAGAAAAAAGUACAUUAUUAUAAAAGUGAAGAUGAAAAAAAAGCAGUAAAUUGUUACAAAACUAAAAGAAAUAUAAUAAACGAAAAAAAAAAAGGUACCCAAGGAAUAUUGAAAAAAAAAAGUCUUUUUAAUAAAGAAAUUUUCUUUAUUUGGAAUAAAAAUAGUUUCUCUUAUAACAAGAAUGUAAAAAAAAAACAAAAAAGAAAAUAUAAAAAUACAGAUUUCAUUAUAUUAAUUUAUUGGCCUGAAUCAUUAAAUACAUUUCUAAAAAUAUUAUUUAGAAGAAAAAAACAUAAUAUAAUUAUAUUAAGUGACCAAAUUCCUUCUUACAUAUAUAAUAAUACAUUAUCAAAGUAUAAAUAUAAUAUAUGUUAUAUACAAAAAUCUCCUUUGAUUUUGUUUAAUUUAAUAGUUUCAGGAAUAUUAGAAUGUCAGAAAUGCAUAAUUUUUAAGAAUUACUUAAAGUUAGAUUCUCAUCAAAACAUAAUAUCCUACAAUGAACAAAGAAAGAGUAUAAAUUUUUUUGAAUAUAUCUGUGAAAAUAAUGAUAAUAACUUAAUAAUUAUUUAUAAUAAUAUUCAAAAUAUUUUUAUGAGGAGAAAUGUUAACAACUCUUUUGUAAGUUAUUGUAUAAAAAAAAAUAACGAAUCCUUUGCAUAUAAUGAUUACUUAAAAAAUAAAUUAUACUUUUCUAAUAAAGGUAGUUACAGAAAAAAAGAGGAAAUACAUAAUACAAAACAAAUAAAAGAAAAAAGAAAAAAAAAGGAUUUAUAUUUACUAAUAGAAUUAAACAACACUUUAUCAGUUCAAUAUUUAAAUAAUGAUGUUUAUAAAAAUAAUAACUUAUUAAAAAAUAUAUCUAAUAAUAUAAAUAAAAGCAAUUCACAAUAUUUAUUAUCUCUAGAAAAGCAUAAAAAGCAAACGCAAUUUUUUAAUUAUGGAAAUUUACUUGUAGAAAAUAUCUACAAAAAAAUUGAACAUAUUUUUGUUGAUAAUUAUUUUUUUUAUUUAUAUUUUUUACAUUUCACAUCUGCUAGUAUAUUUAUUGAUGAAUUAAUUUAUCAUUUAAUUGGAUAUACAUUCCCAAUUAAAGAAUCUUCAUUAAAUAUUUAUAUACUUGAAGCUUUUAUCAAAGGAACAUAUGCUGAUAAAAAAAAAAAAAUAAAAACUGAGUUAUUACUAAAAAAAAUUAAUCCCAAAUACCACUGUAGAAACUUUUUCUUUAUUUUUCAAAGGUAUCUUAAAAAGGGAUCAAUAAUAAUUGGUGUUUAUAGACAUAAUGAAGAAAAUAAUAUGAGCAUAGUUAUCCCUUGUCCGCAAAAAUGUUUUAUGAUGCAUAAGAAUGAUCAGGUUUAUCUAUUACAAUGUCAUUUUGAAGUUACGUAA